This is a messenger RNA of Octopus bimaculoides (California two-spot octopus), 6241 nucleotides long. RefSeq names its product insulin-like peptide receptor. Gene Ontology annotation, biological process: positive regulation of kinase activity; cell surface receptor protein tyrosine kinase signaling pathway; glucose homeostasis. Gene Ontology annotation, molecular function: ATP binding; insulin receptor activity; insulin receptor substrate binding. Gene Ontology annotation, cellular component: insulin receptor complex; axon; plasma membrane. Lineage: Eukaryota; Metazoa; Mollusca; Cephalopoda; Octopoda; Octopodidae. The record is from RefSeq and is a predicted model, not a curated record.
AUAUAGUAGGGAUAUUUAUAAUUUAUCUGUUCACAUGAAGAGACAACCAUGAUGAGUGUGCUUCCUAUGAUGCUGCAUAACAGGACGACUAAUAAUAAUAACAGCCAUGUAGUGAGAAGAAAAACAACAAAACAUUUUGUUGCUAUCAACCAAAGUUGGGCUAAUAACAACAACAGCAAUAACAACUGUUUUACUGCAACAGCAGCUCAAACUAAUUUGACCUCCAUCGUCAGUCAGAAUCAACCAAAUUACUACAACACAACCAAGCCAAAGGGACUACCUUCAUUGUUAUUGUGAAACAAAAUUAACACCACAGCCAUAUAUUACGUACAUUUUCUACAUACACGGUUAUUAUACGUGACCGUUUAUUAAUUAUUAUUGUUUGAUCUUACACAAAAAACGAAUAAUCACCAUCAUAAUCAUCGUUGUAAUUAAUACUACUACCACACACACACACACACACACGUACGCGCGUGCACACACACGUACGCGCGCGCACACACACUAUAUAUAUAUAUAUACAUAUAUAUACAUAUGUAUAUAUAUGUAUGUAUAUGCAUAUGACCAUAUUUUUAACCCCACUGGAGCCAAAGUAAGUGACGAUGCUUGCCAUCAGUAAAAAAAGACGACUAUUUUACUUUCUAGUCGCUCAUUACACGGCCAUUCUGUGGCUUUCCAACUCUACUGGUGUCGGUAUUGCCUAUGGAUCAAAUCAAGGAGAUCAGUGUACGAGCAAUAGUAACUGUUCAUAUGGUGCAACUUGUAAAAAUAAUGUCUGUGAGUGUGACAUCGAAUGUCAUGAGAGCCCGUCUUCGGAUGGCGAAGUCUGUGCUUCGGAUGGCCGAGUUUACAAUAGUGAGUGUGAGAUGAGGAGAGAGGGCUGUGAAAAGAAUAUUGAUCUCAUUCUUCAUGACUAUUGUCCUAACCCUACACGAGGUCCAGAUAUUUUAUGCACUGCAACAUCUUGCCUCUUUGAUGGUGUCUGCAAAGAAUUUGAAAAUGGAGAUAAGCGAUGUACAUGUUCACAUGACUGCAGUAAUGAACCUACGUCACAAAUUUGCGGCACAGACCAUAAAAUAUAUGCAAAUGAUUGCUUAUUAAGAAAAGAAUCGUGUGAACUGCAAACUGCAAUAAACAAAACUCAUAUGGAUUUUUGUGAAUUGUGUUCAAGUAUCGAGAUAAAAAACAAAAUUGAGAACUUCAAACAAUUAGAGCAUUGUUCUGUGAUAGAAGGGUAUUUGCGCAUUAUUCUUUUGGAUUACAUGAAACCUGAGGAUUAUCAAAACAUGCGCUUCCCCAAAUUAGUUGAAAUCACAGACUACUUAAUAAUGUAUCGUGCCUAUGGACUUAAAACUCUACGUGACCUUUUCCCAAACUUGAGUGUUAUUCGGGGUCAGGAGCUUUUCUACAAUUAUGCUCUGGUUGCAUUUGAAAUGCCUGAUCUAGAGGAAAUUGGUUUGAGCAGCUUAACUGUUAUUCAACGAGGAGCUGUUCGUUUCAAUAAAAGUCCCAACCUUUGUUACUUAGAAACCAUAGACUGGACUAAAAUCACUUCUGAAGGUUCAAAUGAGGCCCAUUCCAUUGCUGAUAAUAAGGACCCACGAGAAUGUGUUGACCAAUGUCCUCAUACUUGUGAUCAUUGCUGGAAUUCCAGGGAGUGCCAAAAGAAUAUAGAUUGCCUUUGUGAAAAUCGAAAAGGCUAUUGCCAGCAGAAUGGUUCUUGCUGUCAUGAAAAUUGCCUUGGUGGCUGUAGAGGACCAACAGCUAGAGACUGCCUUGCUUGCAGACAUGUUUAUCAUGACAAGGAGUGUAAGAGAACUUGCCCACCAAACACCUACAAGUUCAAAAACCGCCGCUGCCUCACUGAAAGAGAAUGUAGAUCGGUUGCAUAUAAUUUCAAGUUAUUGGAAGCUAACAUGACUACUAACAGGACAGCCCUUUGUACCGAACAUUGCCCUGUCGGAUAUAUUGAAAACCCAGAUGAUCCAAAUAGGUGCCUGAAGUGCAAAGCCAGAUGUCCAAAAAAAUGUCCUGCCAAAGAAGUGAAGAGUAUCUCAUCUAUCCAAAGUCUAAAAGAUUGUACUGAAAUAACAGGAGAAUUGAUUUUACAACAUCUUAAUGGUGUUCUUGCUCAAGAACUGGAAGCAAAUCUUGGGCAAAUUGAAGAAGUUCACAAUUUCAUAAAAAUUACCAGGUCAGAUGGUUUAGUAUCUUUGUCAUCUUUCAAAAGCCUGAAGGUUAUACACGGCAAGAAACUGGAAGAUGAUAGAUAUGCUCUCUACCUCAGAGAUAAUGAAAACAUUGAAGAGCUAUUUUCUAAAGAUGUAGAAAAGAAUCUGGUUAUAAAGCGAGGCAAGGUGUUUUUCCAUGAUAACAGACGUUUGUGCCAACACAAAAUUCGAGAACUAAUGAAUUAUACCAAAUUGAAUGCUUCCAACCAUACAGAGCAUGACAUAUCUACCUCCAAUGGUGAUCUUAUUCCUUGUCAGACCAAAAAUUUGAACCUCACUAUUAUAUCAACUGCUUCAGCAUUUGCGAUUUUGAAAUGGAACAGGUUUGAAAUGGAUGAUUCUCGAGAAAUGCUUGGUUAUGUUAUAUAUUAUCGUGAAGUAGCCGAUAAAAAUGUUCCACUUUUUGAAAAACAAGACCUUUGCAUUGAUAGAUUAUGGAAAACAGUUCAAAAGCCGAAAGACCGUAAAGAGCCCAAAGAUAAUCAAGAAUUUCAUGUACUUACUGAACUUAAACCAUGGACACUUUAUGCCACUUAUUUAAAGACUGAUACUCUCUCUACAGCCAAGUCAACCGGAAUGAGUGAUGUUGAAUAUUUUAGAACAACGACUGGUGUUCCUACCAACCCAACAAACCUGAAAAUAACUGCGAAAAGAGUUGGAGAGCUGAUAGUUUCAUGGGACCCACCAAAAGAACCUAAAGGAGAAGUAGAUCACUACUUUGUUUACUGGCAGUCUGAAGUUCUUAAUGUUGCAGACUACAGUAUUCGAGACUAUUGUGAAAAUCGGUUAAAACCAACUGCAAAACAAGAUGAAAAAAGAAAACCGAUAGCUAAUGAUACCUUCAAUGAAAACUGUUGUGAAUGUCCAAAAGAUAAAAAAGUUGAUAAAACUGAAGAGUCUGAAAGACAAAUGCAGAUCUUCUUUGAGAAUUUCCUACACAAUAAUGUCUUCGUUAAGAGACCUCCUGAUGUCUCCCUAUCAGACGAUUCCCAUAAUCGACAUCGGCGAGAGGCAGUGAUUGAGGACCCUCACGCAGCUGGUAAAUAUUUACCAGCACACAACAAUUUCAGCCGACCCAAUGCUUCAAGACAGAGUACUGAGCGACCUUUCCUUGCAAUGGCUGUCUAUAACAGCAGAAGUGUUGUGAUUGGGAAUCUUGCACAUUUCCAGGAAUACAAUAUAGAAGUUAUUGCUUGUCAUAAAUCCAAUGAAAAUGGCAAAUAUUGCAGCAACAGAGCUAUUGUGACAGCCAAAACCUUACCACUAGAAAUUGCUGACCACAUCAAUAGUUCUUCAGUGAAUGCCACUCUAAUUGUCAAUGGCACAGGUGACAUGCUUAUUAGUUGGGAUCCACCUGCUUAUGUAAAUGGUUUAAUUGUCACCUAUGAAGUAGCGUACAAGAAAGCAGCAAAAAAAAAUAAAGACGAUUCGAUUGUUUGUAUUACACAACGUGAAUAUCAAAUAACUCGAAGUUGUCGUCUGCAAAAGUUAGAUGCUGGCAACUAUUCCUAUCGCAUACGAGCUACUUCUUUAGCUGCUCUCGGAAACUGGACAGAAUACAAGUUUUUCCUUGUGCCUGAAAGACCAGGUUCACCACCCCCACUCAACACCAUAAUGAUAGUAAUAAUUACAUUACUAAGCGUCCUGGUCACUGUACUUAUAUUCACUACUAUUUGUGUCCGAUAUGGUAUCUGUAGCCGGGGUAAGGGAGCCUCUUAUGUUUCUGUCAAUCCAGAGUAUGCUAGUGCUCGUGAAGUUUAUGAACCUGAUGAAACUGAACUGGAUCGAGAUAUGAUUAGUCUAAUUAGAGAACUUGGUCAAGGUUCUUUCGGUAUGGUUUAUGAAGGUAUCCUCUUUACAAGUGGAGACGAUGAAAAAGGUAUCACAGUUGCAGUAAAGACAGCAAUGUCUGCCGAUCGCCAUAGCUUUUUAAAGGAAGCUACAGUUAUGAAGUCAGUAUUUGGUGAAGAAAGCUCUUCUUCGGGCAGCAGGAUAAUUGGUCUGGAACCACACACUCCUGGCCUGAGAGGGCAUUGGGAAACUUUUGAACCACCUUCUUUAAAAGGGUUUGGAUGGGACCUGGAACCAACCUUGCCCGAUGACGAGGAAUACGAUGGUCGUAAACCCCUAACACUACAUCAGACUUUGUGUAUGGCUGUAGAAGUUGCUGACGGUAUGGCUUACUUGGCUGAUAAAAAGUAUGUCCACCGAGAUUUAGCUGCCAGAAAUUGCAUGGUAUCACUAGAUUCCGUUGUGAAAAUUGGAGACUUUGGUAUGACGAGAGAUAUUUAUGAAACAGAUUAUUAUCGCAAGGGCGGUAAUGCCUUGUUACCUGUUCGGUGGAUGGCACCAGAAUCAUUGAAGGAUGGCAUUUAUACAAGUCUUUCUGACGUCUGGUCCUAUGGAGUGGUCAUUUGGGAAAUGGCAACGUUAGCUGCGAUGCCAUAUCAAGGCUUGUCAAACUCAGAAGUGGUGAAAUUCGUUUCAGAUGGCAAAAUAAUGGAAAAACCAGAAGGCUGUCCAAAACGCCUUUAUUCAUUAAUGCUGAUGUGUUGGCAGUACAAACCCAAGCAAAGACCUUCUUUCAAAGACAUAAUAAAAGCUUUGGAGCCUGAACAAUUUCCAGAGUUCCAAAAUGUAUCAUAUUACAACAGUGAAGAAAACAGACAUCAUAUGGAAGAAGAGGCAAUGGCAAAAAAAAUGAGGGGUGAAGAUGAAGAACAAUACAAACCACUGUAUAAAAAUAUCAGUACUUCAAAGGAUUUAUAUACUGAAUUACAUUCAGAUAUGUCACAGAGCAGUACAGCGGAAGCGUUGGAACUCCAGGUCAUUCCGUCAGAGGCUGAUCCUCUCGCAUCGACUUCAGGACAAUUGUCGAUGUCUGGUAUAGGGGGUUCAGGAGAGGUCAGCUGCGGCCUAAGACGGAGUUCAAGCUCACUUAGUGCUAAUCUCCCCGAGGAGGAAUCAAAUAAAAAUGGCAAUUCAAGAAUUUCCCACAAAAAUGGCAUUGCCAAUGGACACAUACAAUCACAGAUGACAAGGACGCCUGUAUGCUAGCAUUCUAUCAUGCUCUCAAAAAAAAUAAUAAAAACAACACACACAAAACAAAAAAACAUUUACAUCAUCUAUAAAAAAAAAACAACAAAAAGAAGCAAUUUUUUUUUCUUUUUGUUUGAACAUUUCUUUUCAUUUUCUUGCUAUAUACAUAAGUUAAUAUACGUGUGUGAACAGACAUACAUACAUGUAUGCAUAUUUAUGCAUGUGACCAUAUAUAUAUAUAUAUAUAGAUAUAGAUAUAUAUAUAUAUGUGUGUGUGUGUGUAUGUGUAUAUAUAUGUAUAUGCACAGCUAUGUAUUAGUAUGUAUGUAUAUAUUUUUGGUCUUAUAUUUUGUUGUCUUCCCCCUCCUAUUUUUUUUUUCAUUUAUAAUUGUUUUAUUACUAUUUUUAGAUAUCGUAAUAUUUUAACUUAAUUUUUAAUAAGUUGCAAUUUUUUUUUUUUUUUUAAUUCUAAGUACCAAAAUGAAAUUUACAUGUGUGCAUAUGUAUAGGUGUUCGGACGGAUGCAAGUGUGUGUAUAUAUAUGUAUAUAUUAUGUAUGCAAGAGUUUGUAAAUUACUGACUAGAAUGGUAGGGAGGAGGGUGGAAACAAGGAACAUAGGAGCUUGCAAAAAGUGAAAUCUUUCGUUUUUUGCCUCUAGUUCUCUCCAUUCUUGCUUUGUAACUCAGAUUUUCAGAGAAGAGGCAGGUGUCAUGCUGAAAGGGAUAUUUUGAGUGUUGAAACGAUUUGAUUGAGGACAUGAAAACAUGAUGGAGCUGCAAUUAGCUAUGAAAGAAUAAAUGUAUAACAUCACAACAUGUUGUGAUUAUUAUUAUUAUUAUUAUCAUUAUUAUUAUUAUUAUUAUUAUUAUUAUUAAAGUGGCGAGCUGGCAGAAUCGUUAGCACACCGGGCAAAAUGCUUAGCAGCAUUUUGUCUGUCUGCCUUGCGUGUUCUGGGUUCAAAUUCCGCUGA